Molecule: messenger RNA, 790 nt
Organism: Nanorana parkeri
Lineage: Eukaryota; Metazoa; Chordata; Amphibia; Anura; Dicroglossidae
Gene: PQBP1
Product: polyglutamine binding protein 1
Exons: 7
Coding region: 80-691 (203 amino acids)
Biological process (GO): alternative mRNA splicing, via spliceosome
Cellular component (GO): cytoplasm; nuclear body
Molecular function (GO): ribonucleoprotein complex binding; protein binding
Source: RefSeq, a predicted model, not a curated record
UAGUGAUGUCAUCAAGCAGCGACUCCACUUUACAGCGCCUGCAAAACGCACAGUGGGAGCUGCAGGCUAGUGGUCCAGAAUGCCCCUUCCAUUGGCUCUUCAGGCUCGAUUAUCCAAGAGAGGAAUUCUGAAGAAUGUGGACACAGAUCCAGCAGAAGAGGUUAUAGCAGAGGAUUACGAUGACGACAAUGUUGAUUAUGAAGCGACCCGUAUGGAGAAUCUUCCUCCAAACUGGUACAAAGUGUUUGACCCGCUCUGCGGCCUCCCUUAUUACUGGAACCUGGAGAUGGAUGUGGUGUCAUGGUUGUCUCCGCAUGAUCCCAAUGCUGUUAUCAGCAAAAGCACAGCCAAACAGAAAGAACCUGAGGAAAGGUCAGAGAGGUCUGACCGAGUGGAGCGUUUUGAGAGGGAAGAUAUAAAAGAGAGAAGACACAUCCGGAGGGAUGAAGUAGCUCCCUAUCCUAAGUCUAAAAAAGGGAGAAAAGAGGAGGAAAUUGACCCCAUGGACCCUAGUGCUUACUCUGAUGCUCCUAGGGGCACCUGGUCCACAGGACUACCUAAAAGAAAUGAGGCAAAAACUGGAGCAGACACGACAGCCGCAGGACCCCUGUUCCAACAACGGCCAUAUCCCAGUCCAGGAGCCGUGCUUCGAGCCAACGCAGAGGCAUCCCGAGCUAAACCGGUGGAAUGAGAACAUCUGCUGGAGUGACGUUUUGUGUUUAUCUACCUUGUACAGUUCUCUUUGCUUGAAUGUUCAUGAUGUUGUGUGUGAAAUAAAUUGUCUUUUUAU